AUGUCUCUCUCCGCCUCUGACAGCAACAGUGCGUUUUCCAGAGUGACAUCUGGCAAAACACCGCCUCCGGCCCCUUCAGCCGCCUACGCAAAAAGGGCGAGGGCGCUUGAGGCUGAAGGGGGGAUUGGGGCGAGAUACAGACCUCCCGCGCUGCGCGCGUUAGCCUCCGGGGGCUCUCCUCCUAAUGACCUCUCUUCGACCACAGCUGCCACUGAUGACACUAAUACCCUGCCGUCCACUAGCUAUCCCGCGGGUUUCAGGAGGGCGAGGGCUGGAACCUUACCUUCCAAUGUCCAACUUGCCGCUCAACGCUUUGCUGCUGCAUCAAGCACUUUGAAUAGCUCCGCUGCUGCUGCUGUAGCGGCCGCCUCCACGGAAUCGUUUUCCGACGAGCUGCAAAGACAAAAUUUCGUGACCCCUUCCGCGUCGGCGGCCUCCGCUCGCCCUGGUUUACGUCAUUCGACAUCGGCUGCAUCUUCGGUCGCAUCUUCGGUACUCACAGAGCGUAACAGCCGGCUGCGAUCUGGUUCGUUGACUCUACCGAGCGGGGGGCUCUCGAACGCCUUCGGCCCCUCGAUUUUCUCGACUUCCUGGCUGUCGUCCAGGAAUGGUAGUCUGCCUGUUCUGGACGAUUUACGUUCGGUCAAUUCUAUGGAUUCUCGCGAUGACGACUUCGAUGUACACACACUUGACUAUUUGGGGCUAGACGAGACACUCCGCCACCCGCCGGCUGCCACCAUUUCUGAGCUGCGCAACCAGGCUCAGGCGGCUAUUGCAGGCAACCUCGCUGCAAAUCCAUCUAGGUUACGUGCCACCACAGUAUCUAAUCCGUAUCACCUAAGGCCUUCUGCAGGCGCUUCGUUGCUGCCUACUCCUAAUGCACACGAAGAAGAGGAGAUGUACGAUGAAGAGAUAUACCACAGGCAAGGUUUGGAUGUUUAUCAAGAGCCGGAUAACAGUUACCUCUCGUCCGGCUACAUUCCCAAAGGUUUCAAGCACGGUGAUCAUCUCUCUGUUGGUUUAGGCUCCCGGCCCCGGGCAAUCUCCGUUGGAAAUUUGGAUGAUACUACCCGGGCACUCCAUCGUCGAGUUGCGCCCUCUGAUGCUCAGUCUGCAUACGCAAGUGAUUUAUCCAUUCAAACUGGACUUGGGGGUAUCCUUAGGAAUGACAAAGCCGCCGCUCGAGGGGGCAUUUCUCCUUCCGUUCAUUUCCCCAAUGGAGAGCUUUCCAGGACCAGCUCAUAUCUGGCCGCUCCAUCGACCCAGAAUCGCGCUACGUCCCCAAAGUCAGAGGGAUCAACUCAAAUGCAGACUCCAACGCGCUCGCUCUGGAUCGGCAACUUGGAUAGUUCAGUCACGAGCGAGCAGCUCAUACACGUCUUCGCACCAUACGGUGCCAUUGAGAGUUUGCGACUGCUACCGGAGAAGGAGUGUGGAUUCGUCAACUUUGUGGACCAGGCGGACGCUAUCCGGGCUAAAGAGGAUGUGCUCAAUCGCUUGGGUGGCGACAUUGGCAUGCCGAAUGGACAGACAGUUCGUAUUGGCUUUGGCAAAGCUGACAGUGCACCUGUUGCCCCCGCGAAGGGGACCAACUUAAAUAGCCCUUCCGCUACAUCCCCAGGUGGUACGCUUGGCAAAUCUUCUAGUAAUAAUGCGGGACUCGCAGGUAUGGAUGCUCAAUUGCAGUCUACUCCCACGAGAGCACUCUGGAUCGGGUCUAUACCGUCAACGACUACUCCCGCUACCAUAUUGAGUGUAUUCAGUCCUUAUGGGCCUAUUGAGUCAGCAAGGGUUUUGACGCACAAGAAUUGCGGCUUCAUUAACUUCGAGCGUCUCGAUGAUGCUGUGAGAGCUCGAAAAGCUUUAAACGGUCGAGAUGUGCUGGGUAGCGAUGUUGGAGCCAUUCGUAUUGGUUUUGCCAAGGUUCCUGUGAAGAACGGGUCAGACACUAGUAAUGGUCAAGACGAAAGUGCUGGGCUUAAUGUUCAGGGCAUCGGUGAUUUAAGCGUCGGUGCAACCAUUCAUGCCCUUCGCAAUAUCAAGGGUGCAACCACGAUUCCGGUUGAUCAGCAGGUUCUCAGCGGUGCCGUUGAGAACUAUCGUUCCAAUCUGCUGCUGAGCAUGAUUGCCUCGGGUGCACACAGUGGUGGUUACGACAGCACGGGUAAACCGGUUGGGUGGUCUGCUUCUGUCACUGAGCAGCAGAUGAUUAUGAAGGAGCUUAGUGGUGGCAGCCCGGAUGCGGAAGCCGAUAUUCAAGCACUUGCAGAGUUCCGCCCCCCUACUAUGUACUACACCACCAUUCCGCUGGUGUCUGAGAGGCCUCACAACAGGCGCUGGGAUGCAUCUAAAUUGCGAGAGCUGCGGAAGCGUCUUGACACCAGUACCAUUUCGACUGAGGAGAUUGACAGUGUUGCAGCUGAUUUUCUCGAUGGGGAAAUUGUUGAUCUUGCGUCCGAUUGGCUUGGUAACACGGUUGUACAAAAGCUAUUCGAGAAAUGUUCUCCUGGACCCCGUUUGGCUAUGCUGGAACGCAUCAGCCCUCACUUGGCGAUGAUCGGCAUCCACAAGAAUGGUACAUGGGCAGCUCAAAAGAUCAUCGAAUGUGUGCAAACCCCAGAUGAAGUUGCUCUCGUAACUCUCAACUUGCGUCCCUAUGUCCCUCCGCUUCUCUUGGAUCAAUUUGGAAACUACGUUGUGCAAUGCUGCCUUCGCUUCGGUGCCCCAUCCACCGAUUUCUUGUUUGAUGCAAUGGUAGAUCGUCUGUGGGAGAUUGCUCAAGGGCGCUUUGGAGCUCGUAGCAUGAGGGCUUGUCUCGAGAGUGGUCACAUUACGCUCAACCAGCAACGUCGUAUCGCGACGGCAGUCAUCUUGAACUCUAUUCCACUUGCCACAAAUCCCAACGGGGCGCUGCUCUUGACAUGGCUUCUCGAUACGUCGAGCUUCCCGUCUAGAUACAACUUGCUUGCUCCUCGCUUCACCCCCCAUCUAUCUCAUUUGUGCACUCACAAGCUCGCUUCAUUAACUGUCUUGCGGAUCGUUAAUCAAAAGGUGGAACCCGAGGCGUCGAGCCAGAUUGUGGACGCUCUCUUUUCCUCCCCUGGUGACCAUGUUCUUACGGAUGUACUGGGCGAUCAAGUCAACGGUGUUGCCGUUGUUCACAAGAUUCUCACGAGUCCCUUCAUUGACCCAGCGCAACGCCCGAGCUAUGUGGAGGCCACGAAACGUGUGCUCAUUGAGCUGAAGGUUAUCGCUACACAAGCCUAUCGUCGCUUGAUCGAGGAAGUUGGGUUACCUGUCCCGAACCUGCAACCAACGUAUACAACGAAUGCCCCCCAGCCCAACAGCAAAAAUAAAUACACUUCCCAGAGCAACUAUGCUCUUCCUGGGCUCCCGGCGGGAUAUCCUUCUAAUGAUCAGGGUUUGGCCUCUAUGAUGGCGGCGCUUCAGAUGGGUGGACAGAAUGCUGCGUCUGGACCUCCCCGACUGCAGAUUGAUCCUGCGUACGGACAAAACGGAGUAGGGCCAGUGGGCGGUCGAGGACGCUCCCCGAAUCCCGCCUCUGCUUUCUCUCCCUCGACUGACCCCUUCAAUCCGUUUGCCAUGCGCUCUCCUGAUAUGGCCAGUCCUCGGACUAACGGGUCUCGCCGCAAUGGAGGCGUCCCACCUUCAGCGGCGCCCUCGACGAUUCCCUUCGGCGUUCAAUCGCCUGGGCUUGCACAAACUGCUGGUUUGAUGGGUAUAAGCCAACCCACAUACAACAACAUGACCCCGCAGUCUGUUCCUCCGCAUGUCUAUCAAGCUUACAUGUAUCAAAUGUAUCAACAACAAAAUUCGCCCAAUAUGGGCGCCUUCCAUGCUUAG
Fibroporia radiculosa is the source of this 3864-nucleotide messenger RNA. RefSeq lists its product as uncharacterized. The transcript has 7 exons. Bases 1 to 3864 code for a protein of 1287 amino acids. The record is from RefSeq and is a predicted model, not a curated record. Lineage: Eukaryota; Fungi; Basidiomycota; Agaricomycetes; Polyporales; Fibroporiaceae. Gene Ontology annotation, molecular function: RNA binding.